CUCACUGUGCUUCUUACUUUGAUACAAUUUUAAAAGUUUAAUAAUUCACUGUAUUUUUCAAUCGUCCCUCAUACAUUUUUCCCCAACCCCAGAUCACAGCGCGCCUGUCUUUGAGGGCCUGCAUGCCUCUUUCUCUGAGUGUGUAUUUAAUUCCGUGCCCGUCACUGAUGACGUCCUGAGAUUCUUUUCUGUGACAUAAAUCAGCGAGCCUACAACCUACUGGGUGGAAGGGUGAGGGUGGGAAAUGAGGCCUCCCGUCCUAGACCGAGAGAGUACAAUGAGGCUGCAGCCCGGAGUCUCUAUGGACACGCCCCUUGUGGGCGGAGAACCCACGACAAUACGGCCACGCCCAGUGAUGGGCGGCGCGGCGCCCCCUGGUGGCCGUAGAAGGCGACCUGUGAGCGAGCGACGGCCGGCGGGCGGCCGAGGUGGAGCGGGAGCUUCUGACCCAUGGAGGACCUAGCGCUUUCAGGCUCGUCCCUGCUGUCCGAGGAGACCGACGGGCAGGGCACGACCGAGACGUCCACUUACUCCGAAGUCCUGGAGAAGCCCCUGGUGCUCAGAAUCCUCGACGUGCACACCGAGCUUCGGGAGUCCCGGGAGGAGGCGGAGACCGAGGAGGCCGGCGAGCCGGACGACGGACGCGAGUGGGACGAGGGGCAGCGGUCGGGGCAGCCCCCGGGCUCCCACAGACCCCCCGAGCCCCACGAGCCCUGUGGGCCCCACACAGCCCCCGAGGCCGGCGAACACGACGCACCCUGCGAGCCCAGUGAGUCCCGGGCGGUCCACAAGCCCCGGGGGCCGCACGCGCCCCACAGGCUCCGUAGGGCCCAGCAGCCCCGGGAGCCCCAGGAGCCCCGCGAGGCCGCUGAGGCAGAGCUGCGUCCCAGCACCGCGGCGAUGAUGCACCCGUCUCUGAUCGCCAGAUGCCCGCCCGGCCUUCACUUGUCUUCCCUGAGUGGUAGGUGUCCUCUCCACGAGCCCACCCAGCCAGGGCUGACGUCCGAGAGGAGGUUCGUUCGCUACAGCUUGCUGGGCUGUAAAGGAACCUCGCGCUUGUGUCAUCUAGCGGGACCCCAUGGGAGGCCGACAUCUGGAUUUGACCCUGACUUCUACCAGUUCAUAAGAAAACGGUUUUUUUCUAGAAAGAGAAUGCAAGAGCUUUCUAGGCCUAAAAGACAAUGGGGAACUCCAGAUAGAAGACUGUUUUGGGGGAAUCAAGAUCCUAUUUGCCCUGUUCCUGAGAGUGCUUUGAUGGCUCGGCUAUCAAAGAGACUUAGCAAUCUUGCUCAACCCAAGAAAGUUUCCCACCACUACGUACCUAACAGGGAUCAAUAUUACUAUAGCUGCAGAAGAGAGUCUGUAAUUUGGGAGAUUCCUCAUCCUGCAUUGUUUACUGAACCCUCCAAAAGGAUCCAGAGGCUGGCACAGCCCAACAGGUUCAAAAGACAGUGUCUGCGAAAUGGAUCCUUCAGCAAUCACUUAGCAAGAAGUUCUCUUUGAGUUUCUGAUCGUUCUCCCCGGGUUUUGCAACUCUCAGUGGCCAAAGGCACAGAUCCAAACUAUGUUCCUCCAAGAAGUGUUGAAACAAAAAUUUCCAUUAUUACCCUGAGUGCUGUUGCGACUCCGAGAAUUAUAGACCUUGCCCACCCAAGGAUCAAGUUAGAGGGUCUGUGCUAUGAAAGACAAAGAAGUGAAUUGCCCAUCCGUCCCAUAAGCCACCAGCCCCUGCCCCCUGGUGCCUUGCUUGCCACACCUAGCCCCUGAAUAACAGCUCUGGCUAAGUACAAGCCUCUUCAUCAAGACUACCUACCUGCCCAUGCUGCCCAAUGGCCAGUGUCUUAUGCUGCUACCCAUUCUACAGCAUCUCCCAGGAUUCGGGAACUAGCUAACCCAAGUUCAAGGGGUCCUAUGCAUGUUGUAUACUAUGAUCCUGAUGUCUUUAAAGUCAAGCCGGCUGCUUUGAAAGCACAGUGUUCAGCACGGGUCCAAAAGUUGGCAGAACCUCUUGUACGUUAAGCGGAGAAAGUCAGGCCAGUCAGACACAGUUAUGUAUCUGGAUAACUUAGUUCCCUACCCUGGUACUAUCUGUUUACUUCCCCCAACUGGCCCCCAAGUAUGAGACCUCCACGGAAUACCACUGUGAGCAUCAAGUAGCACCUGCUACUGUACCUGUAGCCAAACUGUUGGCAGGUUUGGGGAUUUGGCAUGCAAUAAAAGAGACACUGAGAGCCAGCUUUGCUGUCCUUCCUACCUCCUCAUGCAUUGCAUCAUGGCUGCCUCACCGAAAGCCACUUUCUCUUCCAUCC
Molecule: messenger RNA, 2309 nt
Organism: Heterocephalus glaber (naked mole-rat)
Lineage: Eukaryota; Metazoa; Chordata; Mammalia; Rodentia; Bathyergidae
Source: RefSeq, a predicted model, not a curated record